AUGUGGAUUGUGGAAGACAUUGAUAUCGAGUUAUUUGGGACCGACGGCCUCCUUAAAUAUAUGGCUCAAAGGGCAAACCGUAUACGACGGUUACGACUUUUUGACUGUAAAGAAAUUACAUAUAAUGUGUUGACUAGAUUUGUGAAGAAGUUUUCACUAUUGGAAGAGUUUGAAUAUUCAGGUAGCAACAACCUAUCUAAGGAUUGCCUUGAAAUUAUUGGUCAAUGUUGCCCUCUUUUGAAAUCACUAAAUCUUGAGAGGUUGUUUUUCUUGGAAACUAUGAGAAAGUUGUUCUUAUACUCCUAUGACAAGUCUGAUGAUGAUGUAUUUGCUAUUGCAAAAACAAUGCCAGGGUUACGCCAUCUUGAAUUGCAUGGAAUUGCUCUUGACAAUGUUGGGUUGAUUGCUAUUCUUGACAGUUGUCCUCUUCUUGAAUCUCUUGAUUUGCGAGAUUGCUUUUGUUAUCUGAGUCCAAGUUUGGAGAAAAGGUGUCGUGAGAAAAUAAAAGAUUCACAAUUUCCAAAUUACUCUUCAGACGACCGUUACUACUUACUACUAUGA
Trifolium pratense (red clover) is the source of this 561-nucleotide messenger RNA. RefSeq names its product putative F-box/LRR-repeat protein 23. Lineage: Eukaryota; Viridiplantae; Streptophyta; Magnoliopsida; Fabales; Fabaceae. The transcript is spliced from 2 exons. The record is from RefSeq and is a predicted model, not a curated record. Bases 1 to 561 code for a protein of 186 amino acids.